Molecule: messenger RNA, 2018 nt
Organism: Mercenaria mercenaria
Lineage: Eukaryota; Metazoa; Mollusca; Bivalvia; Venerida; Veneridae
Product: sarcoplasmic calcium-binding protein-like
Exons: 2
Coding region: 297-857 (186 amino acids)
Molecular function (GO): calcium ion binding
Source: RefSeq, a predicted model, not a curated record
AUAUGCGUGUAUAAAAUGCAAUGUGAUCUUUCUCUUUUCUGCAUCAAUUAUAAAUGUAACAGAGCCUGAUUAGGUUUCUAGUGCUGGAGUAUAGCCAAUUUUCAUUUCUGUUUUGUAAUAUUACGGAUAUAUCUGUGUGCAAACGGGAAGUUUACUACAUGUUUAACAGUUUUGUUUGUUUUAAAAUAUUGGACUAAUUUCGGUGUGUACUUAUUUAAGCAUAAACUACUUGCAUUCAGAGGGUUUUGAGUCUUAUAUUUUUUAUUGAAGAAAAAUAAAACUGAGACAACAUUAAAAUGGCUUCGAUGAUGAACGAAAAGUGGACGAUCGCCUUCAAGCUGGUAGAUUUCAACAGAGAUGGUGUCGUAAAUGCUAAGGACAAAGAAGAUUGUAUGCAAUCGUUUCUCGCCGUCCUCAAACCGGAUGACGGACGAAAACAAGUGAUGAUAAUUCAACUAAAUGAAUUCUGGGAUAAAAUCGUAUAUUUAACCGACGACGCGGAUUGGAAUAAAUCUUUCAAUCUUGAUGAGUUCAUAUCCUCGCGCAAAGAAGCAUAUACCAAAGAUUCUGCGAAGACUAUAUCUGUUGUACGCGAGGCAUUGAAGCAGCUGAUAAGCGCAGGUGAUAUCGAGUCGUCUGGCAGCUUCUCUUUUGAGCAAUUUAAAAAUCUCCAUGAAGCAUUCAACCUGAAGGAUGAUAAUCUUGUGAAAGGUAUAUACAGUAUGGUUGGUUCGGAUGGGGAUGGUAGAUGUUCUGUAGACAGCAUUGCAGAAUUCUACACAGAACUGGCAAUGGGAAAUGAUGAAGGGAAACAUGAACAGUAUAAAGCUGCUCUAGCAUCAGUUGGAUUCAUGUGAUAAAUAUUAAAUACACGCGGUAUCAUGUAUAGACGAAAACAAGUCUUAAAACAGUGAAUACUACCUUCGUUUAUCUACAAUCUACAUACAUGUACUUCUUUUUCUAAUCAAUAUUUUGCUUUUUGUAGAACUUAAAACCAAUGUGAAUCUCAGCAAUUAACUAUGAUAUUGUAAUACUUCAAGGUAGUGUGACCUAUUUUACUGAAUAGGGCUGUAAGCUUAACUGUAUUUUCAUUAUAAGGUUACAUGCCUCUAUCUGGUUUGGGCUUGAAACUUUUGAUUUAGCCAAGCCUCACCUACCCUAUAAAUUUAUAUAAGUAGUAAUUCUUGUUAAAUCACUAGAAACAAAUGACUACCUGGUUUUGCAUGCAUGCUGUGGUUGUUGUACUUGCAAUGCAUUGUGGGUAGUUGCUUAGUGACUACUGCCGGGAGACGUUGUUUACUCUGCUGUAGACAAAACUGUCAAUUCUGUUUAAGGAAAUGUGCUUCAAAGAAACUCCCUUAAAGGAAUUUUGUCUUUUAGAUUAUUAAUUUUUCCUUUUCACACUAAUAUUUAUUAAGAUCAUUUAUGUUUUAACAAAAAUAUUGACUUUUGUUUCCUAACAGCUUCCACAACUCCGCAGUAUUUUGUGUGAAGCUGAGUUCACACUUUUGAGUGUACACUUCCACGCUUAUUGUUCUGAAGUAUGAAAGGCAAAGGUACUCCACUGUGCCUGUUUUCAGUGUAUACAAUCUUAAAUCUCUGGCAUUGAGCUGUUGCUAUACUUAAUAGUUCUAAGGAAAUAUUUAAAAGAAGCUUAAUCAAAUUCUAUACAAAUAUUGUUUCAUUUGGUGUAUGUAAGCUGCUGUGUUCUAACUUUUUGAUUUGCAUUUUAAACUCAUAACUGAAUAAAACUGUUAUUUUUCAUUAAUUUGGCUCUACAUUUAAUUGUUGCUCUUUUUUGUGUUUUAGCUUACUGACAGUUAUUAACAUUUACCAGAGGCUGGGUUUAAUUAUUACCAUUAAUGAAUAAUAGUCCCGAUAUGUAAAAAUAACUUACUAUCACACUAUUCUUGUUUUAGACUUAUUAUUGUGCCUUUUUUAAAAUUAUGUUUGAUGUCGAUCAUUAACUGUUUCUAUGCAAGUUCUUAUCUUAAUAAAGUAUAUUUUAACUGUAAAAA